GUAAUAUUGAUUUCGAAAAUAUAAAGGAUGCUAAUGUUGAAAAGAUGAAAAUAGACACUGAUAUUGAAAAUAUGCAAAUGAAUUCUAAAAUAUUACAUAUUCAAACAAGUCAUGAGAAAUUUAACAUUAAUGAAAAACGUCCUCAUGAGGAAGAUGAUAGUAUAGAAAAAGGGGUCAAAAGAAUUUGUUAA
Molecule: messenger RNA, 191 nt
Organism: Scutellospora calospora
Lineage: Eukaryota; Fungi; Glomeromycota; Glomeromycetes; Diversisporales; Gigasporaceae
Source: the annotation of a GenBank genome assembly